Scheffersomyces coipomensis is the source of this 1638-nucleotide messenger RNA. It is a transcript of the gene SKN2, whose product is annotated as Skn2p. The annotation marks the transcript as partial. Gene Ontology annotation, biological process: fungal-type cell wall organization; (1->6)-beta-D-glucan biosynthetic process. The record is from RefSeq and is a predicted model, not a curated record. NCBI's taxonomy places the organism in Eukaryota, Fungi, Ascomycota, Pichiomycetes, Serinales, Debaryomycetaceae. Gene Ontology annotation, cellular component: plasma membrane; endoplasmic reticulum membrane. Gene Ontology annotation, molecular function: glucosidase activity. The transcript has a single exon.
GAAAAAUAUUCCGGUACAAAUGUUAAAACGGAAAAUAAUAAUGAUACAUCUUCAUUAACUUCAAAUCCAUUUUCUUAUGAAUUAAGUCCAUUUGGAGGAUAUCCUGCUUCUUCAUUUCCAUUACAUAUUGAAGAUAAAGAACCAGAUGAUUAUUUACAUAAUCCUGAUCCGUUAGCAGAUGCAGAUUAUGAUAAAAAUCGAUUCAUUUAUGAUAUAAAACAUAUUGAUAGAAGAUCAUUUGGUGGUGUAUUUGGGUUAGUCGCAUUAGUCAUUGGAUGUCUUUGUUUAUUUGUUUUAUUACCCGUUCUUACCUUUUCCGGUAUAACAGUUCAUUAUGUUCCUCAAACUUAUGAAAUCUUAACUCAAUAUCAUUAUCCAUUAUUAUCAUCGAUUAGAACCAGUUUAAUUGAUCCUGAUACUCCUCAAUCAGCUUUAACUAUCCCAGUUAGAGAUGGAUCAACUUGGAAUUUAGUCUUUAGUGAUGAAUUUAAUGUUGAAGGAAGAACCUUUUAUGCAGGUGAUGAUCAAUUCUUUACUGCUCCUGAUUUGAAUUAUGCUGCUACUAAAGAUUUAGAAUGGUAUGAUCCUGAUGCAGUUACAACUGCUAAUGGUACCUUAAAUUUAAGAUUUGAUGCUUAUCAAAAUCAUGAUUUAUUUUAUAGAUCAGGUAUGGUUCAAACUUGGAAUCAAUUUUGUUUUACUCAAGGUAGAAUUGAUUUUUCAGCUCGUUUACCUAAUUAUGGUAAUAUUUCAGGUUUAUGGCCUGGAUUAUGGACUAUGGGUAAUCUUGGUAGACCGGGAUAUUUAGCUACUACUGAUGGAGUUUGGCCUUAUUCUUAUGAAGCUUGUGAUCCUGGUAUUACUGCUAAUCAAUCAUCUCCUGAUGGAAUUUCUUAUUUACCAGGUCAAAGAUUAAAUAGUUGUACAUGUCCAGGACAAUCCCAUCCAAAUCCGGGUGUGGGUAGAGGUGCUCCUGAAAUUGAUGCUAUUGAAGCUGAGAUUUCAACUGAUCCUGCUGGUAUAAAACCAAAUUUAGGUGUAGCAUCUCAAUCAGUUCAAUUGGCUCCCAUGGAUAUUUGGUAUAUACCUGAUUAUGAUUUUGUUGAAAUUUAUAAUAGUUCAGUUACAACCAUGAAUACUUAUGCCGGUGGACCAUUCCAACAAGCUUUAUCAGGAACCACUACUUUAAAUACAACAUGGUAUGAAAGAGGUGAUGGUGAACAUAAUUUCCAAAAUUAUGGAUUUGAAUAUCUUAAUGAUGAUGAUACCGGCUAUAUAACUUGGUAUGUGGGUACUGAUCCUACAUUCACGAUUUAUUCUACUUCAUUACAUCCUCAAGGUAAUGUUGAUUGGAGAAGAAUAUCGAAAGAACCGAUGUCAAUCAUUGUUAAUUUCGGAAUGUCAAAUAGUUGGGCAUAUAUUGAUUGGCCAUCACUUGUAUUCCCUGCUACUUUCAGUAUUGAUUAUGUGAGAGUUUAUCAACCUGCUAAUGCUACUAAUGUUGGAUGUGAUCCAAUUGAUUAUCCCACCUAUGAUUAUAUUCAACAACAUUUGAAUAUUUAUUAUGAUAAUAAUAUAACAUCAUUUACGGAUGGUGGAUAUACUUUCCCCAAGAAUACUCUACUUGGAUGUUCAUAA